Messenger RNA from Seminavis robusta, 801 nucleotides. Lineage: Eukaryota; Bacillariophyta; Bacillariophyceae; Naviculales; Naviculaceae. The record is from the annotation of a GenBank genome assembly.
AUGUCCUCUACCUCUACUAUUAAUACUAGUACUACUACAACCCUCGUCGUUGGAGCAACGGGAGCCACUGGGAAAUGGGUGGUCAAGAUGCUGCUGGACCAAGGCAACCAUGUGAAAGUGAUUGCUCGUUCCAAAGAUCGCAUGCUCAGUGUCCUUCAAGAGUUGGAUUCCGACGACACUAAAAAGACUUCCACGGACCAUCUCACCGUCACCGAGGCGUCGUUGUUGGAUCUCUCGGACGAGGAAAUCCAAGAACAAGUGAAGGAUUGUGAUGCCGUGGUUUCCUGUUUGGGCCACACCGUGGACUUUAAGGGGUUGUGGGGUCAUCCCAGGAAACUCGUCACGGAAGCUGUCCAACGACUGACCACGGCCAUUGCCAAAUCGGACAAUAAAAAGGCCAAAUUUCUGCUCAUGGGUUCCGACGGUGUGUCCAAUCCCAAUGGACAAGAUGAUCCUCGCACGAGGGGAGAGAGAACCGUCUUGUUUUUGCUACGCCAUUUGAUUCCUCCCCAUGCCGACAAUGAAGCGGCUGCCGCCUACCUUCAUUCUUCCUUGGGAACCAGUGGCGGAGUGGAAUGGUGCGUGGUACGCCCUACGGAUUUAAUCAAUGGUCCUCCCACGGGCGACUAUACCCUCUACGACAAACCACCUGGAGGUCUUUUUGGAGCUGGCGUCGCACUGCGAUCCAAUGUCGCCCACGCCAUGGUCGCAUUGAUCACCAAUCCUGAAAAGUGGGCGCAAUACAAAUUCCAAAUGCCGUCUUUAUACGACAAUACCAAGAAAGCGGAAGAAACCAAGUAA